Molecule: messenger RNA, 2631 nt
Organism: Candida albicans SC5314
Lineage: Eukaryota; Fungi; Ascomycota; Pichiomycetes; Serinales; Debaryomycetaceae
Gene: LYS143
Product: Lys143p
Exons: 1
Coding region: 1-2631 (876 amino acids)
Biological process (GO): positive regulation of transcription by RNA polymerase II
Cellular component (GO): nucleus
Molecular function (GO): transcription cis-regulatory region binding; DNA-binding transcription factor activity, RNA polymerase II-specific; zinc ion binding
Source: RefSeq, a predicted model, not a curated record
AUGGCGUCAAAUAUUUCACAAGAUAGAUCAUCACCUUCUGUUGCUUUCGUGUCUCAAAAAAGGAUAUAUUCCAAACACGGAUGUAAGGAAUGUAAAAGAAGGAAGAUUAAAUGCGACGAAGGCAAGCCAUCUUGUUGGCAAUGUAUCCGAUUAAGAAAAGAUUGUUCCUAUCCUAAACCUGGGGAGAAGGUCUUAAGAAUACUGAGAAAGAAGCAACGAGAGCAAUUGAUAAGACAAGAAGAGGCACAAAAUCACCUGUUACUUCUACAACAACAAUAUCGAUUUGAACAACCUCAUAGCAUAAUUACAACACAUGCACCAUCAAUAUCAUCUAACUCAUCGCAAGACAGUUAUCGUGACACUAGAUCACCAAAUCCAAUAGCUAACCUGGCCCCGAUGUAUCAACAACAGCAUCUCCCACAAAACCAUUACCAACCUCAAUUUCAACCGCCGCCGCCACCACCACAGCAACAACAAUACCCUUCACAUCAACCGCUAGUACAUCAGCAGCCACAGCCAGUACCACCACCACCACCAGCACAGCAGCUACUGCCGUCACAUCAACAAUAUCAAAUGGCACCUCCUUCUAUUUCCUACUAUCCCAAUCCCCCGUCAUAUAUGCAAUAUCCUGCGCAUAUAAUUCAAGCAGGGCCACACACAUUACCUCAGAAUGUUGUUCCAAAUCAUCCUAACCCUCCUCCUCCACCGCCUCCCCCUCCUAUUGUACCACAGCAGCCACCACAACCAUACCCACAAAAUAACCACUCAGUUGUUUUGCCUCCGCCUCAAGCAGCUAAAUUACCAAUAGCUCCUCUUCCGGAUCACUUAAAUAAAAGGCUCCAAAAUCCCGCAGCUGCUCCUUCUUUGAAAGCUAGAAAUAGCAGAAAUGACAGCACGAAUUCGAUCCCUAAUUUGUUGAAUGAUACAAAUGUGUUGUCUGAUAGUAAUACAAUCAGUGGUGCUGGGAAUACUCCACAAACUCCACCUCAACAGAAUUCAAAUAAUAACAUUCAUAUUGAACAUAGCCAAUUUUCUAAUGACGAUAUCGUGGAGUAUUAUAAUCAAAAUGAUUUGGAGGUAUUAGCUACCGAUUUGAAUAAUAUUGUUAGUGAAAUCAUGUUUGAUUUUAAUUUUGUUAAAGAUAAAAACCCACCUUUAGAGUCAGAAGAUGGUUCACUAAGGACAGCAACAUCAACUAAUGGGAGCCCACCUCCUUUGGAAACAGCUCCUUCAAGCCAUCAUAAUGUUCCUAUAGACUUCAUUCAUUUCAAAAAGGAAUCCGAUAGAACAUAUUUUGAAACAUUCUACAAUGAAUUUGCACAAAUUAUACUACCAUUCCCAAGUUUUGACAAACAUAACAAGUGUUAUUUCAAUCCAGCAAGAGACAUAAUUCUUAGGAGUGCUGCUAAAGUAAAAUAUUUAUUAGCAGCGGUAUUGGCAAAUGGGGCCCGACAACAGUUUAAUAAAACAAAGAGCGAAGAAGAUGAACAAGCUUAUUGCUUUUACUUGUCGAGAUGUUUAGAGUUAUUGGGACCAGCGAUAGCCAAUGAUGAUAAAGAAUUGGCAUCAAACAUUGAGAAUGUUUUAUUGACAGUAUUGUUAUUGACAGCAGGUAAUGCAUCAAAUUUGAGACAAGAUUGGCGGUCUCAUCUCAAAGGUGCAAAGGAUUUAUUAGUUAAGAAUUCACCAAAGAGUACUACCAAAAGAAAGCAUUCUAAAGUGUUUAUAUUUUGCAAAAUUUGGUUUGUCACUAUUGAAGUUUUAGCUGGUAUAAGUUCCCAAAAGGGGGGUACGUUGCAAACUGAACAAGAAAUUGACGAAUUAAUCAAUUCUGGGGAUGAAUAUGAACAACAAGUAUUGAAAGAAUUAGGAAUUAUCCUUGAUAAUGGGUUUAAUAUUAUGGGAGGUUAUCAACAUGAAUGCUAUAACUAUUUUGGGAAAUUAAUAAAAAUUUUGAAUCAAGAUAGAAAUGGGAAAUUAAAUCCUCAAGAAUCAUUUGAGUAUAUAAAACUAUUCGUUGAUCUUGAACGUCAGAGGAAUCUCCAAUUCGUUGAUAAACGAGGAAGUUGGGUUACUUCCAGCAAUAGUGAAGACAACAAUAAUGAUGCUAUAGAUGAAAAGCAUAUUAAUUCACUAUUGGUUGAAAGAGUUCCAACUACUGACAACAAGUCUCAAGUAAUAUCCUGGAUGGAUGUAUCCCAUCAAGCUUAUACUAUGGCGUUAAUGAUUACAGUUCUUGAAAAAUGUUUUCGUGAGAAUUAUUCCAAUCCUCAAAUUCAAUUACUAAGUGAUUCCAUAAUUCAAUUUGUUGACUAUUUAUAUCAUCAUGAUGUACAGAAUCUGUUGCCAAAACAUAAAAUUGAAAGUGCAUUAAUGAUGUUACAAUGGCCGCUUCUUGUUGCAGGAAGAAAUAUUGCAAGCAACGGUACUGCUGAUAAUAACGGUAACACUCCCGAAACAAUUCAACACAAGAAGGAUGUCGUUAUAAAAUUCUUUGAAGCUCUGUCUAAAGUAGGUUCUGGAGGUGCAUUGAUCGCCUCUAAAAUUAUUCAGAAAAUUUGGAAUAAAAGAGAUAAUAUCGAAGAAAGCGAUAACGAUGACAACGAGAACGAGGAUUUGUUAUCAUACUAA